This is a messenger RNA of Sclerotinia trifoliorum, 2931 nucleotides long. Lineage: Eukaryota; Fungi; Ascomycota; Leotiomycetes; Helotiales; Sclerotiniaceae. The record is from the annotation of a GenBank genome assembly.
UACGCUACCUCCACAAGCACAGACCAUCUCUCCCAGACCCGACAACUUACAUAAAUCAAGCAGACGCCUCCCCGGCCGCCAUCCAGGUGAUCGACACUCCACAUUCUCCAUUCCAGUCACUAUCCUCUAUCAAUCCCAUCCGUACGAACCUGCAAGAUCCAUUCAUUGAACUCUUGAUCCAUCAAAAUAUCCCAUCGUCUUUUUGGUCCAUUUGUUCAAUAUCCAAGGGAUUCUUAAAGAUAUUGACGAGAAGGAUUGAUUUCGAAAUAAUCAUUUCUUCCUUGUUUACUUGAUCAUUUAUUUACCUACCUUACACCUACCUACCUUACGAUUUUAUCUGAUCUCUAUCACAAUCACAAUCACAAUCACAAGCAAAGAAAAGGUUCGACAGAAGGAAAUAUCCCCACUCCCCAUUUUGGCUUCUAUCGUUCCCUCGUUCCCUCACCUCGGUUGUGCAUCUACCCGCAUCUCCAUCUCAAUCCGAAGCAUUUUCCACGCGGCAACCACACAGAAUCUUUGAAUUUUUUAAAAGCAGUAAAAAAAAAGAAAAGAUUCCCAUCAUUUGAUUUCUCCAUUGGGCACUCUCUCAAUAAUCUCUCUAGAUUAUUAUGGAGACCGCCAGCUUCACAGCUCGCCGGCCAGCUGCAUCCAACCUCCCCAGCUUUCAGCUUCCCCCUCCAGAACCCCUUGGAAUGCACCACCACAAAUAUCAACAAACCAACAACUACAUUCACGGAACUACACACAGCUCUUCCCAACCUGUUCCCGCUGUCGCCAACAACAUAUUAACACCUCCGGCUGGAGUUUCGCAUGACGGCUUAAGUCCUCUCGCAUCCAGUGUCAACAGUGGUAGUUCUGGUAGUUCAGCCGCCGGUGUACCUCCUUAUCAACCCUCGGCUUUUUGGUCAAAUCCCCAGUCGGGAAACAAUUUCACGUUUAGUUCUGCGCCGCCAAUGACUUCCCCUUAUGCUCAACAACAACAACAAGGUUACAUCAAUAGACCACUAUAUUCACCCUCCAUGAGUAACUAUCCAGGGUCACGAAAUCCCAAUUCUCCCACCUCAUCAGAAGGCCUCCCACCACCUUCAUAUGAAAGUCUUCCUCCCUUCACUACCAAUAUCCCAAUGUCCGGCUCAGGUGGACAACAACAAAAUCUUCCCACACUCGCACCGCAGAAUUCUCAGCAGCAACAAAUGAAUAACCAGAACCUUAUGAACCUUCAUCAAUCUUCCUCUCAAGCACCUCAACAAGGUAGCGCACAAGCUCCUGAGAAUUAUGGCGGACGAGCACCCCAACUCAAGUUACUACCCCCAAUCUUCUACCCCUCAACAAUCGUCUUUCCCAGCCUAUGCCCAACAAUCACCUACACAGCAAUCACCAAAUACCUCCUCGGCUCCAUCAAAUCGCAUCUCGCCCAUCCAAACUCACCACUCACAUUCUUCCAUGGGUGCACCCCACCAGGGCUAUUCUUCCCGUCCUUCCUUCCCACAUUACAAUCUUCCUACCUUAACCGCGCCCAUCAUGUCCAAUGUCCACCAACCCGGUAGUCAAAUGGCUCUUCUCGGUGGAAUGGGCAAUAUGGCUUAUCCUCAACAAAUGCCAGGACCAAUGUAUGGCGGACAUCAUCCACAACAAAUGACCCAAACCGAUAAGCAAUUCAAGUGCGAUCAGUGUGCACAAUCUUUCAGCCGCAACCAUGAUUUGAAACGCCAUAAACGUAUUCAUCUAGCCGUGAAGCCAUUUCCUUGUGGUCAUUGCGAAAAAAGUUUCUCAAGAAAAGAUGCAUUAAAGGUUCGUAUCCCACCUUAUUACCGUAUGUCUUGUGUCUUUAACUAACCUCAAACUCAGAGACAUAUACUCGUCAAAGGCUGUGGAACAAAACCUACACACGGCACCACGAAUCCUAAUGGAGAUUCUCAAUCUCCCGUUGAUAAAUCAGAGGUCUUAAGUGAUUCUACCAAUGAUGAUAGUCCCGAGAUGGUAAAGAAAGAAUUGUCAUAGCGGCAGUCCACCUACAUCUGUUGACGAAUUUCUUUUCUUUUCUUUUCAUUCGUUGAAGAUCAAAGUUCAAAGGGAUAGCAAGCACAAAAUACAAAUACAAAAUGAUCUAUGAACUUGGAUAGGCUGGGGAUUUUCAUUCGGGACCUUGACUAAAGGAUACGGGCGUACGGAAUAUGUCUAUCUGGAUGUGUUGGAAUGGGAUUUGGGUGGGAUAAUGGCUUACACUGUAUGGAUGGGUGGACAUCUUCUUGUGGAUGAGACAGCACAAAACUCAAGAAAGAUGAGAUGGGGUCUGUGGCGUUGGUAUGUGGUCAAUUCGACAGAUAUUUCUGUCUCUUUUCUUUUUAUUUAAAGGAAAAAAAGAAAUCAAAACUUUCAAUACGGGAAGGAUGUGGAAUAUAGUAUCGUACCGGAGCGGGAUUAUUUUGGAGUUGAGGGGUUGGUUUGUAUAUCGAUCGAUUUGUCUUUAAAGACAUUUCGAUUUGGCCCGGGCUGGAAAUGAAUGGGUAUGGUAUCCGUCUCGGAUGGAUAGGGAUGGAUAUAUCUUGAAUGUGAUUGGGAACUGGGAAUUGGCUGGAGCUUUGGCGUGGGAAUAACGGAUCUGAUUCGGUGAAUACUUAUUGUUUGGAAAUGUAUUCAUUUGCUUGAAUGUUUAUUUUCUGUACGUCUUUUUGAGUAUGUAUGGAUGGAUGGAUGGAGUGGUGGAGUAGUGGAUGGAUGAAGUGAAAUAACUACAUUUUUUUUAUUUUUGUCUCCGCUUUUCGAGUCUUUUUACCUCACAUCGCAAUGUUUGAUUGUAUGUUGGAAAGGGGCGAUUGAUUACUUGCUUACUUGAUUCCCGGAGCUUGUGCGUAUCGCAUCUUGCUUGCUUGCUUGGGUGCCUGUUUGGGUGCGCAUAUCUAUCUAUCUAUCUAUCUAUCUAUCUAUCUA